Molecule: messenger RNA, 450 nt
Organism: Thamnophis sirtalis
Lineage: Eukaryota; Metazoa; Chordata; Lepidosauria; Squamata; Natricidae
Gene: MYCBP
Product: MYC binding protein
Biological process (GO): regulation of DNA-templated transcription
Cellular component (GO): nucleus
Molecular function (GO): transcription coactivator activity
Source: RefSeq, a predicted model, not a curated record
UAAAGAGGCGGGCGGCGGCGCACACGUCCUCCCGUUUCAUGCGCGGGUGGCCCGGGAGCAGCAGCAGCAGCAGCAGCGAGAGGAGCCGAAGGGGCCCAUGGCCAGCUACAAGGCCGCCGACUCCAAGAGGGAGCAGUUCCGGCGUUACCUGGAGAAGUCCGGCGUGAUGGACACCCUAACCAAAGUGCUGGUGGCGUUGUACGAGGAGCCCGAGAAGCCCAGCUGCGCCCUCGACUUCCUGAAACACCACCUGGGAGCCGCGGCUCCGGAGAACCCCGAGGUGGAAGUCCUCCGCCUGGAGGUGGCCGAGAUGAAAGAGAAGUAUGAAGCCCUCCUGGAAGAAAACCGGAAGCUGAAAGCCAAGCUGGCCCAGUACGAACCGCCGCAAGAAGAGAAGCGGGGAGAAUAAGCCUUGUACAUGUCUCAAUAAAAGAUCUUAAAGGACGGGUG